UUUUGUAACCAACCUGAAGUCAAAUCAUCGUAAAUCAUGCAACAAAUGCAACAAAAGGAGCAGCAACAGCAGAAGUUACAGUUUGUUUUGUGUAAGAGUGAGCAGUGAUACAAAAUAUAUAUGAUAAAUCCACUGGGCGGAAAUAAAAACAAACCCAAUAAUAUCCCUUUACAAAAAAAACCAAAGAACGUGUGAUUCAGUGAGAAAGAGAGCAACGCCGCCACAAGGGGAGAGAGAGAUCAAAGAGAUAACAGAGAGCGUGCCACAUCCGCGUCAUGUCGGACGAGGAUGUGCAGAUCACCAGCGUCGUGGACGCCAACGGUCAAUCACUGCCACUGCAAGGCAGUAGCCUGGGCGGAGCUCCUGGUGCCGUUAAGCAGGAGCGUGCUGACGAUGCCGAAAUCCGGGAGCUGGCCGCCAAAAUGAAGGAGCAGCAGAAGCACCAGGCCGCCCAGCUGGCCAGCCGCCAGGCCAUGCAGCAAUCCAAUGGUGCCGGCUCUGGCGGUGGGGCCAUGCAGCCGCCCAUCACCAACGGCAAUGGACAGACGAACAUCAUGAGCUACUUGUCACGCCACCAGAAGCUUCCCAACGGUACCAUGCAGGUGGUGCCCGCCCUGGCCCCUAACGGACAGCGGGCCAACGGGUCGGUGCUGAUACAAAAUCAGGCCGUUGGCGCAGGCGCAGGAGAAGGCGCUGAGAAGAAAUCAUCCGCGGGUGGGCCCUGCGACGAGGAGUCGAUCAUGGGUCGCUUUGGGUGGGCACAGUUCGGCAAAGUCUCUAUACCGUACAUCUACCGGCAGACGGAGAAGUACUGCUCGGUGCGGAUGAUCGAGCUGAAGCUCCUCGGCAAGUACCUCAACUGUUUGCAUCCAGACAUCUACUCCAGUUGCACGUGCGUGCGCAGCUACUAUAUCACAGACUCCGAGGCGCGCCUCUUCAUUGAGGUGAACCACAAGCACUGCGAUGGCGAGUUUGGACGCGACAUAUUCACCCAAAAGGAUCUGGUGGUGCGGCUAGGUGACGCUUCCAAGUUCUUCCAGUUCCUGGACAUCUGCUACCGGAAGCUGGUUACCGGCAGCAAGACGCCCUCGGAGAAGUGCGGCUUCAUCCGGAUCAACAAGGAGUCAGUCGUCCCGUACACGGUGCGCAACAACCAGCAGGUGGUGCCGCUCUUUUACUUCGAGGGCGAGACGGAGAACCUCAAGACCAAGGCCGAGCUGCUCAACGGCUGGGACCUGGCCUACCUGAAAUUCUGCUGCAAGGUCCAGGGCAUCCGUAACGAGCUCUUCUCCAGCGAGAACGUCGCCGUCAUCUCGCUAACGGACAUCAAAAGCUACUUCCCCAAUGGAACGGAAUUCGAAGACUACUGGCCUAGCAAGGUGGUCGACUCCAACCUGCUCAUUGGCAAUCGGGCCAACGUAAACAACUCGGUCAAUUGGACCCGCCAGCCCUCCGCACCGCCCCCAAAGAUCACGACCACUGUGAGCACCAACCCCUCCAGCAACGCCGGCACUGCCGGCAGCAACUCCACCAACAGCGGCGCCAGCGUCGGUGGUAGCGGCGGGGGCGGUGGUGUGGGCGUACAAAAGUCCCAGCAGUCCCAGCAACACAACACAGCCGCCGCCGCACAGCAUCUAAUAAAGCAGCGCGCUGCGGCGGCGGCCAACGCCAAUGGCGUCUCAAAUACAAGUGGCUUCGGCGCAUCGCAGGCAGCGGCGGCAGCAGCGGCCGCCUUCAAUACUCAAGCUGUUGCAGCGGCGGCCUCGGCAGCGAUGAUGCAGCAGACAGCGGGCAGCAACCGCAUGCUCUCGCAGGCGACGGUCCAGGCGCUGGCCAGUAGCGGCUGGAUGUCGGGGCAGAGUAACCUGCAGCUGCACGCCCAAAUGAUGGCGCAACAGUCACACGCGGCGAGCGCGAACCGCGCGGGAAGCUACCGCGAGCAUAUGAACAACCUGAUGAUGAGUGGUAGCAGCCGUCAGUCGUACUCCUACAACAAUCCUGCGAUCUCCAUGUCCUCGGUGAACAGUCACAGCGCCAGCGGCGGGGGGAAUGCCCCGCCGCCUUUGGUCCGUUCCGCUGCCGGCCAGAAUGCCAAUCACAUGUCGAAUGUCGAGCAAUCACUGGUGCAACUACAGCAACAACAACAACAGCAACAACAACAGCAAAAGACUCAACAACAACAACGACACCAACCCCACCAACCCCACCAACCACACCAAAACAGCACAUUCACCAAUAACCACGUACAACAACAACACACUCCACACCACAACCAAAACCAACAAUCACACCAACAGAAUAACCAAAACAAGAACAUCCAUAACACCCAUAACACCAACACCAACACCAACACCAAUAAUAGUACCUACAAUCAUUCCGGCCACGCUCUUGCCAAAAGCCUCAGCAACCACAGCGUUGGCGGGAUGAAGAAAAGUACCGCCUCCUCCUCCUGCGCCUCCAUCAACGUAAACGUAAACGCCAGCGUCAACGUGAACGUCAACGCCAGCGCCAGCGCCAGCGCCAGCGCCAGCGCCAGCGCAUCCCAAUCUGCCGCUGCCAUGGCAGCCGCUGCCGGCUAUGUUCAGGCCCUGUUAGGCGGAGUUGCGACCGGUGGCGGCAACGCGGGUAACUCCUUCAACUACAACCUGCCUUCGACCCGGGCGGACUAUACGAACCUGGCACUGUGGAACCAGCUGACGCCAGCCCAGCGCCUGCUCUUUAGCCAGCAGCUUAAGGGUUGCACCAGUGGGAGCGGUGGAAGUGGUGCAGCUAGUUCAGCCAGUGUUGGCUCUCAUCCAGUAAUCGCAGGAGGAGUUGGAUCAGGCAGUUCAGGCUUGGGACAGAAGAGCUUUCCGGCACUGCCUUCCCUGCCGCUGGACACGGACUUGAUCACGAUGCUCGACUACAACAAUCCCAACAAAUCUUCCUCCCUCUCGGCCAGCAAGAGCUCCAAGUCUGGGAGUGGCAGUGGCAGUGGCGGAGUGACCUUUACGAAACCCAAUGUCCCACCACUGAUACCAGAUGGAGGGGCCGGCGGAGGUGGAGUGGGAGUUGAGCAGAUAAGCUCGGGCAAGAGUCGUAGAGGAGGAGGAGGAGCCGGCGAUGGGUCCGGUGGGGCCACCACCAUAUCACUGAACUCCUCCCAGGCGCUAGAGGACUUCGAGAAGAAGCAGAAGAUGACGGACGAGAUGCGGGCCGUUAUCCAGAAGGUCCUGGCCAAUCCGGAUCUCUCCACCUUUAUCCAGACGAAUGCGGCGGCAGCCUCCAACCAUAGUCAGGGCCACCUGGUCCCCUCCUAUAUUUCCCCUCCAAUGUCCCCGUCGGUGGGCGUGGGUCUUGGUGGCAUGGGUGGAUCCCUAGGCAUUGGCGGUGUAACCACCCUGUCGCUGGCCUCCAACCCGAAUGUGACCAUCACGCCACAGCUGCCGGGGCACUUCCUGCACUCACCCUCCAGCUCCUGUUCCAGCUCGAGUGCCUCUACUACGGCCGCCUCACCGCUCGGCAAUAGUCAGGGCCAGGCUCCGGGUGGUGUCGGCACAGUGGGUGGAAAGGGGGGAGUGGGGCGCCAGAAGAGCGUGAUCUGCUCGACCAAAUCCAACAAUCUUCCCUUGGCCGUCGUCUCCCUAGCCUCAACCGCAAACUCGCCCCAAGGCAGUGCGGGGGGUCGUCGCGGGGGGUCCGUCAAUUACGGGCGUCAGACACACAGCCAUAGCCAUAGCCAUAGCCACCACCAUCAUCAUCCCAACACACAUGCGCAACAGUUUAGUGGUAGUAGUAAUAGUAGUAGUAGCCACUAUCAGCAGGACGGCAAAAAUCCUGUUGCUGGUUCCGGUUCGUGUUCGGGCUCGGGCACUCCCAGAACCACACCCACUGACGUUAUCGAUUUGUCCUCUUCCCGAAGGUCUCUGGCAGCGUCAGCGGCUUACCUGCAGCAGCACCAGCAGGCGGCUGUGGCGCAGCAGCGCAUGGCGGCGGUGGCCGCCCAUCAUGCCCAGCAGAACGGACGGAGCUCAUCGAAUGCCGGCGGUGGCGGAAGCACGGGCAGCACCGGCGGCAGCAGUAGCGGCAGCAACUCGUCCUCCUCGGGAUCGGCGUCGGCAAACAGCGCAUCCCUGCACCUGCAACGCCAUGCGGCGCUGGCCCAUGCGGCGGCGGCCGCCAGUGCGGAUGGUGCCCAGCGGCUAUGCGUGAUUCCGGAGAUACCCACAAACAACAUGAACCUCCAUCCGUACAAGAUUCAGAAGGUGUGCGUCGACAAGCACCUGGUGCCCUGCAUCAACAUGAAGGCCUACAACGACUCCGAGCAGCUGAUGACCCUCAUUGAGUUCCAGAAGAACUUCUUCCCCUCAGUGCCGCGCGAACACUGCAAACGGCUGAUCGAAGCUCUAGGCGUAGAGCUAUACAAGGCGAACCGCCGACAAGUGCAGAUCCUGAUGGAGUACGAUCGGACCUACACAGAGGAUAUGCCGCUCGUACAGGUGCGCGAUAUCAUCAAAUACAUGACGCAGCUGACCUUCAUGACACGCCAGUCAGAGCAGCCGCCGGCUAAGCGGACGCGAACGAGCUAGGAUUUAAGCUGGGGAGCACAACAUUUGCCACCAACAACAAUCACAACAAGUACCACAACAGCCAACACAGCCACAAGAACAUCGUUAUCAAUUACAGCUGCAGAAGCAGCACCAGCAGCAGCGGCAGUGGCAGCGUCACCACUGAGAAGAAGAGCCACCACACCGCCACACAGCCUGGGCAGUGAUGUGCUGCCAGCCAAGCGAAAGUCGAGUGCAGCUUUGGCACCGCCUCCAGCACCACAGCAGCAACAGAAGCACCACAAUCACCACAAUCACCACCCAGCACAUCAGCAGCAGCCAACCCAACACUUUCAGCUACAGCAGCAGCAAACACAUAACAGCAACACAUACGAAAUGUUGUACUCCCACAACCAACACCCGCACCACCACCAACAGCAGCAGCAGCAAAUACAACAACAACAACAACAGCAACAACAACAGCAACAGCAACAACAACAACAUGCUGAGCAGCAGCGGCUGCUCAAGAAGCGGCAGCAUGCAGAGCAGAGCACCACAAGGAGCAGCACUACUACCACAAUCAGCAGCAGCAGCAGGAGCCAUACUAGCACCACGCCCACUACCAGCAGCAGCAACAGAAGUAGUAGCACCACCACAACCACCAGCGCCAGUAACAAAACUGCGGCCCAGAAGAUGGCCGAGGCGGAGCACGCCUACCUGUCCAACAUGUACGGAAAGGCGGCAGCCAAUAUGCUGAGUCCGCCGCUGAGCAGCGCCCUGCCCGAGUGGAGCCUAGUGCAACAGAAGCAGCAGCUUCAACAACAACAACAGCAGCAGCAGCAGCGUCAGAGAAGAGCAGCCCAACUGCAGCAGCAACAUGUGGCCGCGGCAGCCCCAGCACCGACUCCAGCUGCAGCCGCACGUGCACCGCCACCACCACAGCAGCGGCACGUCAUGCUCCGUCGGCACAGCGUGUGCGCGGCAGGAUUAGCCAGGCUGUCGCCCGCCUCAAGUCACUCUUCCUCAGCAGUAGCUUCGCCCACUUCGGCUGCAGCCGCAGCCCUUGCCGCAGCCUCCUACUACGGCAAUGCAGCGGCCGCGGCGGCGGCAGCGUUUACCGCACCAUAUCAGCACCACCAUCAUCACCACGCGGCGGCGGCGGCAGCCGCACAUCAUCAUGCAGCUGCAGCGGCGGCUGCUGCAGCGGCUGCGGCGGCGGCACACCAUUCGCACGGCCAACCGUCGCCGACGAUAUAUCCGCCGACGCCACCGCCAUCGGCGCCGUGGGUGCAUCCCUGGUAUGCGGGUGAUGCUCCCUUCUGAGAGCGGGGCCCAAGGCGCCUGGAUCAGCGGGAGCAACAGCAAUGAUAGAAGCCCAACAAAUAUCCAAUUGUAAAUUAGUUUUAGGGAUAAGUUACUUAUUAAUUAAUCGUAAAUAAGAUCCUUUUUAUUUUUUGGAUUAGUGCUUAAGGUAGGUUAACUAAAACAAUUUCUGGGCAUUAUAUGCCACUAACAAUAAUCGACAGACGCAGACAGAGGUUUAAUAAGAGAUUUAGAAACAGAUAUAGAUAACCGAUACCAGAUACAAGUGGCGGACCCGGACUCAGACCCAGACCCAGACCCAGACCCAGAUCCAAACGGAGAGGUUACGGAACAGGGAGGACAAGGACAGAUCGAUGACUAUCGCUACUUGGAUUUCAUAUAGACAUUUGCAGUAGAACAUUUUCAAAUGAGAACUCAAAGAACUGAUUACAAUUUAUUAUCAAAACAAAACCCACACUCAAACAAACACAAACAUAAACACACAAAAAUGCUAACCACAAAGAACACACACUACAACACAAGCAGAACUGUUGAGUUGGCUCGUUCGCUCUCGACUGCGCAUUCGAUUUUGAAACGAAAGUCUUUUUCUAGCUAUAUUUACAUGCAUAUACAGGUGGUAUAUGCUAUAAAUAUGUAAUAUAUAUCUCGUAAUAACAACUCGUAAAUUGUAAGCAGGAAAUUUAAUUUCUUGCAUUUCAAACUGCAACUAAAUCUUAAAUUACCACUAAACCUACAACUAAAACCAAAACUACGACAACAACUAGAUCUAGAUCAACUAUUUGGAGUGAGUCAAGAAAUAGUUAUAAGUGGGAGAGUAAUUUAGAGAUUCCACUUGCUACGAGUUUAUCCUUGCUAACGAUCGUACCAUCAUCAUCCUCAUCGACAUCUUUCUGGUCGAACGAUCAGAACAGCAUAGUAUAAGAUCUAAGCAAUUUUUUAAUUGAAAAAUUUCCAAAACUUACCAAUUACAUAAAGCUAAAAACUAAAAACUCGAGAAGAAAAACUAAGAACAAAAAAUCAAGAAAAAUAUGUUAAAAACAUACAAAAAAGAGAUCAUAGUUCUUAAGAACAAAAUACCAACAAGAAGAUUAAGUUAUAUACAGUGUAUGUAUAUCGGACUGUAUAUGUACAUAUUUGUAUGAAAUAUUUGAAUAUCCGUUAUAUGGAUUUAACAAACUCUCUUUAUUUUGGUAAUUAAUAUUACUAUUAUUAUUAUUUGAUUGGCGAAAUAGAACUAUUUAUUUUUUUAUUUCUUCACACUCCACAUUAUUAAAAUAUCUGGGCAAUUUCUGUUUGUUUAAA
Molecule: messenger RNA, 7151 nt
Organism: Drosophila pseudoobscura
Lineage: Eukaryota; Metazoa; Arthropoda; Insecta; Diptera; Drosophilidae
Exons: 5
Source: RefSeq, a predicted model, not a curated record